Molecule: messenger RNA, 3405 nt
Organism: Anopheles moucheti
Lineage: Eukaryota; Metazoa; Arthropoda; Insecta; Diptera; Culicidae
Gene: Invadolysin
Product: leishmanolysin-like peptidase
Exons: 7
Coding region: 244-2394 (716 amino acids)
Biological process (GO): proteolysis; cell adhesion
Cellular component (GO): membrane; cytoplasm
Molecular function (GO): metalloendopeptidase activity
Source: RefSeq, a predicted model, not a curated record
GCGAACGGAAAAGGGAAUAAAAAUUUCCCUUUCAUCAUGUUCUAGGUUCGUUCGGUAACGAAAUAAUUAAUGAAAAAAGUGCCCCAUAUUCCCAAGUGUGUAUGUGUGUUUUUGAAAGAUAGUUUGGAAAAUUGGUUCCUUCGAUUGUUGUUGCGUUUCCGCAUACGUCCGACACCGCACACAGGAUACUGGAUGACUAGAUGAUAAUCCUGUUGCUGUAAAAGCCUUUUACAACACGUCGAAAUGUCACCGCUGCCUCCGUUGCACGAGGACAUGGAAAUGCGGCAAAGUAGUGAAAUCAAUAAACGUGAGCAUUGGAGGCGGAAAAACGACAGCAGCAGCACGGGAAGCGGUUGGCCACACGGACCUGCCAUCUCAAGGCUGGAACGGUUGGUCGCGACGGUGGGUCUGCUGUGGUUAGCCAUUGGAUGCACGUUUGCGGUCGCCAGUUCCGUGCACGAUGGUCACUGCAAACACCAACAUCCCAAGGCACAUGAGGUGGUGCAUGGAGUACAGUUGGAACCGCUGCAUGUCAUCCGGAAGCGUAGCAUCGAUCAACCGCUUCGGAUACUGAUCGUCUACGAUGAAUCUGUCUACCGGCUAGAUACCGAUAAAUUUUCGCUCAUUAAUAACACCAUCUUGCCGGAAGCGGUACGAUUUUGGGAGCAAGCUCUGAUGGUGCGCCAGACGAAGGAAACCAUAAGACUGAAUCGGAAAUGUGAAAGCAGUCAGGUGUUUGUGAAAAACUCGAUGACGUACUGUAUCGAUUCCUGCAAGCAAGCUACACUCUGUGGUGAAGUGCAAGUGCCACCGGACCAUCUCGAUGUGUGUCGGGUUUGCAAUUCUACCGGACAGGAUUGCCACGAAGAUGCGAACACAACAGCCGGACCGGGUAUUUCCAAUGCGGACUUUGUGUUUUACGUGUCCGCGCUACAGUCGGAACGCUGCCAUAAAGGGCUUACGGUUGCAUACGCGGCACAUUGCCAACAAGAAGCAGCCCUCGAUCGUCCCAUCGCCGGCCAUGCGAACCUGUGCCCGGAUAGCAUUAGCACCAAACCGCAGGAGCUCCAAACGUUACUGUCCACGGUGAAGCACGAGAUACUGCAUGCGCUUGGGUUUUCUGUGAGUCUUUACGCGUUCUUUCGGCACGACGAUGGUACUCCACGCACACCUCGCAAACCGGACACUGGAAAGCCUUACCUGAAUGAAAAGUUCCAGAUACACCAGUGGAGUGAAGAUACCAUCCGCAAAGUGGUACGCACCGAUUGGGCCGUGCGUGAUGGCACGAUUAACCGUACGAUCGAUAUGUUCGUUACACCGCGUGUGGUGCAGGAGGUUCGCGAUCACUUCAGCUGUCAGAAGCUGGAGGGUGCCGAGCUGGAGGAUCAAGGCGGUGAAGGGACUGCACUGACACACUGGGAAAAACGUGUGCUGGAAAACGAAGCAAUGACGGGCACGCACACACAAAGUUCGGCCUUUUCACGCAUCACUUUGGCCUUGAUGGAGGAUUCGGGAUGGUAUAAAGCCAACUACACCAUGGCAUCACCGUUGACGUGGGGUCGCGGUUUGGGUUGUAAUUUUGCCAUGCGUAGCUGUAAGGAAUGGAUUACAUCCAACACACUGAGAGGUCGCUCGAUUCAUCCUUUCUGUGCGAAAGUGAAACGCGAUCCACUACAAACGGAAUGUACCGACGAUCGUAGUUCGGUUGCGUUGUGCAACCUGGUGCGCCACACAACGCCACUGCCACCACAGUACCAAAACUUUGAUUCCCUAGCACACGUUCCUGUCGGCGAGGAAGGAUACUACGGUGGAUCCGUUUCGCUUGCCGAUCACUGCCCAUAUAUUCAAGAAUUUACCUGGCGUAGCAAAAAUGUGGUCGUCCGUGGAUCCCAAUGCCAGUUCGAAGAUAACAAUCCCAAGCCGGAGAAAAAUUUCGCUCUCGAAUCGUACGGACCAACGUCGAAGUGCUUCGAUCACACCGAGAACAUGUGGGAGGAACGUUCUUGCAGACAAACGCGAGAAUGGCAGCACUGGGGUUCCGGUUGCUACCAGUAUCGCUGCCAGCAUGGUCGUUUACAUAUUCUGAUAGCGAAUAAAUCGUACGAGUGUUACUUUGCCGGACAGAAACUUAAAGUGCAACUCAUGGCAGAAGGUUGGUUGCACCGGGGAGCUGUUGUAUGUCCAUCCUGCAAGGAGAUAUGUAACCCCGAAUUUGAGCGGCGUGGCGAGCGCUGUAAAAUUAGCGAAAGUGCGCCACCGGAUAGUUACUAUCCGAGGGAUGAACUAAAGUGUAGCAGCGCUGAUACGCCACACUCGAAGGCAUUGCUUUCGAGCUUGAUACUUUUAUCAUUGGCCACGGCCGCCAGUACGAGCGUUCCCCGGAUAUACAGCUAAUCUUUGCUUCCUUUCGAUAGGGUUCUACAGCACCAAUGCCGUGCAUUGUGUGAACAAAAGUUUCGUAUUACCGUUUUAUCAACCAUUUUAUGUAUGUGAUACCUUUAUCAACGUCGGCCUCGGGCAAUAUAGUGACAAGAAAAAGGGGCCCCCGAUGUAACAAGUCAUUACAUCACGCAGUUAACACGAACUAAUUAUGUUUUGUGGAAUAAUGUUAGUGCGAAUCACCUGAUAGUAAAAUGCAAAAUUUAUAAGAACACCACCACAUCACUAAAUUAGAUCACCUGCCUGUUAACAUUUAGAAUCGACAGUAAAACUAGAUGUGUAAAUAACUGCCUAAAUUCAUGAAGGACACUCAUGCACGUGCCACAGUGCAUGGUUUGUCCUUUCUUAACAACGCACCAUUACCUUAUCUGAAUCGCGUGGCUGCAACAUUCCAUUCGUGUAAAGUGAUAACUUAUUUAAUUUGAUUUUAUUACCAGUUUUAUAGAUUGUUUGUAUUGCUAAAACAUACGAGGGCAGUAUUAAUCGCGUCUCAAAAUUCUUCGGUAGAAUUUUUAUUCGAAUACACAAAAGAACGUAACGACUCCUGCCAUAUAUGGUAUGAUCACGUUCGUCAACGAUGUGAUGUGUUGUUUCAGCAGUUUCCGUAAAAUAGGCCAUUCCACGCAAAUCCAGUGAAAAGGCAAAACGGUAACACACAAAAAUAUGCAAAACUGCCAAAGUCAUACAUUCUCGUACAUGAAUCAAAUUCUUUUGUUUUAAUGGGAAAUUCUUUGUUGAUAAUAGAUAGUUAUGAGUGGCCCAUGCAUCACAUCCUUUCAUUUGCUGGAUAGCAAUAUCCGGAAGAAUGUGCAAAACACAAAAAUGGCUUCAAGAUUUCCUUCAGAAUCAUUCCUAUUUCAUUACAUUGUUGAUAUUUUAGUUUUAUCAUUAGCAUUGCCGUUUUUUAUUUAAGUAUACCGUUAAGUAUGCAAUAAAGCGUAUUACUAAGCAAGGCUCUUAUACCUU